This is a messenger RNA of Osmerus eperlanus (European smelt), 2531 nucleotides long. It is a transcript of the gene lrit2, whose product is annotated as leucine-rich repeat, immunoglobulin-like and transmembrane domains 2. Gene Ontology annotation, molecular function: protein binding. Lineage: Eukaryota; Metazoa; Chordata; Actinopteri; Osmeriformes; Osmeridae. The record is from RefSeq and is a predicted model, not a curated record. The transcript has 3 exons. The coding region runs from base 73 to 1782 and encodes 569 amino acids.
GCUAAGCUUAUUUUUUCUGCGCCACUUGAUGCACUUGACGCACUCCUAGAUCUAUGUCGUGAAUUUACGAAUAUGGAUACAUUGCGAUAUCUUAUAGUUUUAGGUUUGGUUAUCAUCCAAGCGUUUCAAACAUAUUCUCAAUGUUUACGUGGAUGUAGCUGUGUAUCAGACAGACAAGAAAGGUCACUGACGUGUAUGGAAGGUACGUUCCAGCUCAUACCAGAAAAUAUACCUGAAGAUAUUACAAAAAUUCGUAUAGAGAAAUCGUACUUUACUGAGAUCCCUCGCGGUGCAUUCUUAUCACUCACAGCUCUGGAAAGUCUGUGGCUCAAUUUCAAUGACAUCACUGUUAUGAAUGUUAAUUUUUUGGAGGGCAUGGGAAAUCUAACGGAACUUCGACUUCAAGGCAACAAACUCAGAUCAGUACCAUGGACAGCGUUUAAGGCUACUAGAGCGCUGAAAAUUUUAGACCUCAAGCACAACUUUCUCGACGUACUGCCGGAACACGCUUUCAAAUUUUUGUCAAGUCUCACUUUCUUGGACUUAUCUUUCAAUAAGCUUACGAUAAUUUCCAGGGAUGUUUUUAUAAACUGGCCUCUUUAUCAGAGCGUACAGAGAAAUGGCGGGCAGGAAUUAGGAUUCACACCUAAUAUAGUCUUGGCACUUCAUGAUAACACCUGGCUUUGUGACUGUCGUCUUAAAGGAUUCGUAGAGUUUAUCAGGUCUCUCAGCCCACCCAUUAUCCUGAUGAACUCUUACUUGAAAUGCGCAGGGCCUGAUCUUAAGGCAGGUCAAUUCUUCCAUGAAUUAGAACUGAUAACGUGCAUGAAGCCUGUCGUCACCGGCCUAACAACCAACAUUUCAAUGCACGUUGAAGGGAACAUAACGCUCCACUGCUUAGCCAAGGCCAGGCCCCAUCCCGCAGUGUGGUGGACAUAUGGUCUCAAGUUGAUAAGAGGAUUUCAUGAGUCACAAGAGAGGGUUAACGAGGACACUAUUAGCGCUCAUCUGGAGAUCCCCUCCCUCCAUCUGGCUGACCGUGGUAUCUAUACCUGCAUUGCUAACAACUUCAUCGGCAACUCCUCCGUCAGCAUUUUCCUGGAUGUCCGCCCUCCUGAUGGCUCCCUGCCAGCUCGCUCGGCCCUGUCCCCCAUGCCUGCUGCCUCCUCCGAGGAGAACGUUUACAUUGAAAUCCGCAUCGCCAGACAGACGGUCUACGGCAUCACCAUUGAGUGGUACGCAGUCUUGGAGCGCCCAGCGGAAACCUGGUUCACCGUCCACUUUGGCCAAACAGACUCUGCCAAAAAGGAAUUGAUCUACAUUGGCCCAGGUAUCAAUUCUUACACUGUUUCAGAUUUAAUGCCCGCCACGAAGUAUGACAUCUGUGUCACCUUGAAGAACAAGGCUCCCCUUGUCGGCCAGUGCAUCCUGUUCAUGACUGGGAGUGGCAUCAGUGAACUGGAGCAGCGGGAGAAGCUUAUCCAUAUUGUUGUGAUAGUCUUUGCUAUGGUUCUGGCUGUGCCAGCGGGUAUGUAUGCCUGUACCACUGACACUAAAUUCAACUGCCUGGAACGGGUCUUGGACUUCUGUAAAAACAAGCGGUGGGAGAGUGCAAGUCCAAGAAAGGCAGGGGAGAGACAAGACACCUUUGAUAGCCUGCAGGCUGCCAGUGAUGAGGGCCUGAUAAAGGAUUUCCAUGAGGAGAAGAUUGUCCGCAGGAGGUCUGAUGACCAAUUACAGAAGAGCAAAUCAAAUAACAUUAAACACACUGAAGUAUAUUAAGAUACCACUGUUGUACUUGAAUGGCAAACAACUGGAUUUCUGGUAACUUAUGCCAAGAUUUUAGAACCUGUCCAACUUGUCACUGGUCCACUUGAAUAGUUAAAGCAAUAUAUAUAUUACAAUAUAUAUAUACUGUAUAUAUAACAAUAUAUUCUUGGCUGUGUUCUUUUUUCCUGUCCAAGUAUGUUUUGUCUCCAGACUUUCAAAAGUGAAUAUGUAAUGUUAUAACAUAUCAAGAGGGGAUAUUGGUAGGCUGGGAGACACCCCUCUUAUAUGCUAAAGCCUUCAGUUGCUGAGUGCAGUCUUUGCUUGAUGUUUCUCACACCUCAUUGUGUACACAACUUCCUGUUACAUUGGUAGUCAUAUAUGUUAAUAAGGUCAAGAUGUGGUCUGAUUGAUUGUUCUUAAAGUUGAUGGUUUGGUUGGGUAUAAAAAGGAAUGUGGACCAUGGCUUCUUCUUCUCCUUUGGCUUCUUCUCCUCUAGCUUCUACUUCUCCUUGCAUGCCUUUCCUCCUCCUUGAUCUCUUCUAUUUAUUUCUCUCUUUGAUUUAUUAGAAUGAUAGGAGAGUAGGUAAGAUUUAAAACAUGUUGAUUCAAAUAAUUUAACUUUAUGUAAUAACCAUUACUCUAAUUAAACCCAUAUUGUACAUUAACUGCAAUUCCAGCAUAUUUGGUUGAUAUCAAUACACUGUAAAAGUAAAAUAAUAGAUUUUUGUGUGCACAUGCAAUAAACAUUAUUCAUUAAUGUA